CUAUAAUUAGCUAUGGGAAGUCAAAAAUAAGAAAUUAAUUGAGACAAGUCAGUAUUUAUUUAUCACCUUCAGCAAAUUCGCCGACGUUUCAGUUGCCGGUUGCUGUCUCCGAUUCCGGCGACGAUGAAGCUCUCGUUUUCUCUCUCUUCAAAGCCAUCUUCAAACCUGAAGAAGAAUCCGUCUUCUCAGACGUUCUCCGGCGACGAUCCCCGCAGCUCCUCCAACCCCAUCGAAAAAGAGUACCUCACGGAAUUCGACCCUUCUAAAGCUGCGGCUAGUUCUACCAAAGACACACUCAUAAUACCUCCAAAACAGAACGAAUGGCGCCCCAUCAAACGGAUGAAAAAUCUCGAAGUACCUCUCCAAGCGGAUGUCUCCGCUGCCGAUCAACCACUUCAAUUCGAACUUGACUCUGGCGCUGCUGUCGAACCUUCGUCAGAUGGAAUCUCUUACGGCCUCAAUGUCCGUCAAUCAGAAAAUCCUAAUUCCAAUCCUAAUCCUAACCCGAGCCUGAACCCGAACCCGAACCCCAACCCCAACCCUAAACAGACUAUUGAUCCGAUGUUGCAUAAGUUUAAGGAAGAUUUGAAGAGGUUGCCAGAGCAUAACGGGAUUGAUGAAUAUACUGAUAUGCCAGUGGAGGGAUUUGGGGCUGCUUUGUUGAAGGGUUAUGGUUGGGUUGAAGGUAGAGGGAUAGGUAGGAAUGCGAAAGAGGAUGUUAAAGUUGUUGAGUAUAAAAGGUGGACAGCUAAAGAAGGGAUUGGAUUCAUACCUGAAGUACCAAAAUCUAACAGUAAGGGUGAAGGAGGUGUUAAACCGAUUAAAAGUAAGGGUGAAGAAGGUGUUAAAGUAGAUCACAGUGAUGGUAAUGUUGAGAAGAUAGAUAGAGAAAAAGGAGGGAAAGGAUUAUAUGCAGGGAAGGAAGUGAGGGUAGUGAGAGGAAAGGAAAUGGGGAUGAAAGGAAAAAUUGUGGAGGUGAAAAGCAGUAGGGAUUUGGUGAUCUUAAAGCUUGCGGACAAAGAGGUGAAGCUUCAGGCACGGGACUUGGCUGAAUUGGGUUCAGUGGAGGAGGAGAGGUGUUUGAAGAAGUUGUUAGAAUUGAAGAUUAAAGAAGAAAAGAGUAAUCUUGAUGGAGUUAGAAAACUGUCAUCUGGAGGUAGAAGUAGAGACGAAGCAAGGACGGAAAGGAAAAAGGAAAGCAGAAGAAGUAGAGAUGAAGGGAGUGAUAAAGUAUCUUGGCUUGCUAGUCACAUUAGAGUUAGGAUCAUAAGUAAGGAUUUGAAAAGGGGAAGAUUGUAUCUAAAGAAAGGGGAAAUUAUGGAUGUGGUUGGACUGACAAGUUGUGAUAUAUGUAUGGAUGAAACUAGGGAGUUGAUACAAGGUGUGGAUCAAGAAUUGCUUGAGACAGCUCUUCCAAAGCGUGGUGGUCCGGUUCUUGUUCUGUAUGGUAGGCACAAAGGUGUGUAUGGCCACUUGGUUGAGAAGGAUAGUGAGAAUGAGACUGGAAUUGUCCGAGAUGGUGAUACAAAGGAGUUACUCAAAGUGCGACUUGAACAAAUUGCUGAGUAUCUUGGAGAUCCGAGCUAUAUUGGUUAUUGAUCCCAGUCCUAGUGUAGAAUUUGGCAUUGCCAUGAUGAGGAAUUACUAUUCAAAUCAAAGCUUUGAUUACAUUUCCUUGAGCCGAUGGUCUAUCGGAAACAACCUCUCUACUCCACAAAGGCAGGGGUAAGGUCUGUAUACAUCCAUACCCUCCCCGACUCCAUAGCGGGAUUACACUGGGAAAUACUGGAUCAUGAAGGUGCUGCGGUGGGUCACAUUUGCUGAAGAAGACUCUCAUGUUGCUUAUAUAUGAAUUUUAGCUCAUCCCGAUGGUACAUUUUGUAUCUGCCUGAAUUUCUUUUAUACAAGGGUUCUAAUCCGUACUGCUGAAGUAUUACAAUGAGAAGCAUUUUUAGAAGGCCCAAAUAUUCUCAGUA
Solanum dulcamara is the source of this 1976-nucleotide messenger RNA. RefSeq names its product protein MOS2. Gene Ontology annotation, molecular function: nucleic acid binding. NCBI's taxonomy places the organism in Eukaryota, Viridiplantae, Streptophyta, Magnoliopsida, Solanales, Solanaceae. The record is from RefSeq and is a predicted model, not a curated record. Bases 124 to 1599 code for a protein of 491 amino acids. Gene Ontology annotation, cellular component: spliceosomal complex. Gene Ontology annotation, biological process: mRNA splicing, via spliceosome. The transcript is spliced from 3 exons.